AACACAUCUCCAUUCUACUCUCAAUUGAAAGCAAUGGACCAAAUUGAACGUGAUAUUGCCGGUCCUCGAAACGAUGAUGUGUUAACGCUUCAAUAGAAACAUCGUUCAAGACACAUUUAGGAAGAGGAAGAUUUUCUUGAUGCAAAAGUUUUUUGUUGCCGUGUUACGGAGAACUGAUACUCCAAAAAUGGGAGGAUGUGCUUUGCUUCUGCAACUUUGGGCUUGGACACGGAUAAUAACAAUAUGCCCUGAAACGCGCAAUCUUUGACGCGAUGUUCAUGGACCACUCCGUAAUGAGGGAGACGAGCCAUAUGGCACACGCACCUUACGAUGUUCAUGACCAAUUGGAUCCUGACGUACCAGUAGGUACCAGAGGAGAUCGCUAUGAUCGUUACUGUAUUCGUAUCGAAGAGAUGCGACAAAGUGUUCGGAUCAUUGUGCAAUGUCUUAAUAAAAUGCCUAGUGGCAUGAUCAAAUCCGAUGAUCGUAAGCUGUGUCCUCCAUCACGAUCUCGAAUGAAACUAUCCAUGGAAUCGUGCGCCGUGUGAAACGUAGAUCAUCGCCGUUCUUAACCGAGACUCAGGUUAAGCUCCGUCUCGGAACCUUGUGGGGUUAGGAGUAAAGCAUCCCGAGGUUGGCGCAUCUCGUUAAG
This is a messenger RNA of Cuscuta campestris, 652 nucleotides long. The record is from the annotation of a GenBank genome assembly. NCBI's taxonomy places the organism in Eukaryota, Viridiplantae, Streptophyta, Magnoliopsida, Solanales, Convolvulaceae.